This is a messenger RNA of Pantherophis guttatus, 7803 nucleotides long. RefSeq names its product collagen type XVIII alpha 1 chain (gene COL18A1). The record is from RefSeq and is a predicted model, not a curated record. Gene Ontology annotation, biological process: extracellular matrix organization. NCBI's taxonomy places the organism in Eukaryota, Metazoa, Chordata, Lepidosauria, Squamata, Colubridae. Gene Ontology annotation, molecular function: protein binding; extracellular matrix structural constituent conferring tensile strength.
ACAACUCCAGAGGACAGAUCAAUGUGAAUUCUUUCAUUCACCACUCACUGCAGCGCACUUCCCCGUAGCAACCUUUGAAUGGCUCGAGUAAUAGUCAGUGCUUGGCUUCUGCUGAUGCUCCUCUGCUGCUUAGCCAAUGCCCAGGGCUGGAGGAAUUGGUUUUGGAGCGGUUCAGAAGAAACCACGCUGUCUCCCACAAAAGCUGCCGAGGCUGAAGAUGAGACAAGCCAGGACCAUUCCACACCUGCAGCUACCGCCAGGCCAAAUGCUCCCUUUGAAAGUACUACUGAUCCUGAGCCCAGGGGGAAAGCGGGGACCAUAUUUACCCUGAAGCAACCAGACUUUACUCCAACCGUGCCAGUCCCUGCAGCAACAUCUCCUUCCCAGGAAGAAAGCAGAGAAAGAAAUAUUACAGGAGUGGGAGUGGAGAUCCUCAAUGUGGCUGAAGGCAUUCAGAAUUUGGUUCAGCUUUUGGAUGAAAAGACAACCGACAGGACGGAGAGGACCGAGGUACCUGCCACAACUGAGACCAGCGCAUCACCUGCCCCCGUUACGGAACCAGGGAGUAUCCAGAACGUUACCUCUAACUUAACAGGCGACAUACAGACCUCCCUGAAAACGAAGAAGCCGGAGGGGGCAACGAAGCUUGCUCGUCUGUGGAACAAAGACUUGGCUCUUCUGUGGAACAAGACGCGCGUCUUCCCGAAGAAACCUGGGAAACCACGGCAAGGUAGUGCCUCUUUCUCAUUUUCACCUGAUGGUCAUUUCAGUGGCACCAUGUUGGUUUUUCAAGAAUCUCCAGAAGCAGGGCAAGAAGUUGCUUUCACUCCCCCAGCAAUAAGGGCAACCUGGGGCGCUUUCUCAAAAAAGCAAGGGAUUUUGUCCACUGCAAAAGCUUUGAAAUUGCAGGAAUCCCAGGCUAACAGCAGCAGCAGCAGUGGCAGCAACAGCAACAGCAGCUUGCAUGCAGGAAUGCCGUCCAAGGUGGUGGGUACUUUAGACAGCUGGGUGCUGCCUUAUGUUACAAAUCCCAGCCAGCCUGUCUCCAAAGACAGUGGAGCACACCUCAGCUUUAAAAGCCACCCCUUCUUUAAACAUUUUGGGAUAGGAGUAGCUGGUGCAAAAACAAACCAUUCUAGAGAUUCAGUUUCUAAUUCCAGUGCAACUAAUGUUAUGGAUUUCCCCCCUGCCAAUAACUCUGACUCUCUUGAGUUUCUACUAACCUACGCUGUGCAACAUAGCAAUAGCAGUUCAGGGCUUCCUUCCUUCUUACCUGGAUUGACUCCAUCGGCUGGCCGGUGCUUGCCCUUACCGACCAAGUUGUCGUAUUGCAACCACCUGGGCACGAAGCAUUUCCGAGUGCCGAAUUAUUUGCACCACGGCAGUGAGGAGGAAGUUUGGGCUGCUUUGCAUGAGUGGGAGGGGCUUCUUAAAUCUCGGUGUCACCGCUACUUGGAGUGGUUUCUCUGCUUGCUACUGGUACCUGGGUGCAAUGCUUCUUUCCCAGUCACCCCACCGCCUUGCCGGGGAUUUUGUGAGGCUCUGAAAGAUCUGUGUUGGACUCACUGGAAAGCGGGGCGCCUUCCAAUAUCCUGUGAAUCUCUCCCCGAGGAGGACGGUCCAUAUUCAUGUGUAUUUGUAAAUGUUUCAGCAGAAAAUUUCAGCAGAGAAGUUGGUCUUUUAGAGUUGAUUGGAGAUCCUCCGCCAGACCAGAUAACCAAAAUCUAUGGCCCAGACAAAAGUCCUGCUUAUGUGUUUAGUCCGGAUGCCAAUGCAGGACAAGUGGCACGGUACCACCUCCCAAGCCCCUUUUACAGAGACUUCUCACUCUUGUUCUACAUUCAAUCCACUUCGGACAAUGCAGGGGUGCUUUUUGCUCUUACGGAUGCCUCCCAGUCAAUCAUCUACGUCGGUGUGAAGCUUUCUGAGGUGAAAGAUGGAAAACAGCAGAUCAUUUUCUACUAUACAGAGCCCGGCUCUCAAAAUUCCAACGUUGCAGCCACAUUUACCGUCCCUUCCCUGGUCAAUCUGUGGACUCGCUUUGCCCUCAGUGUGCGGGAUUACAAUGUGGUGCUUUAUAUGGACUGUGAAGAAUUUAAGAUGGUUCAUCUAGAGAGGUCAUCUGGUAAGAUAGAGCUGGAAGAAGGAGCAGGACUAUUUGUGGGACAAGCUGGAGGUGCAGAUCCUGAUAAAUACCAGGGCAUCAUUGUAGAAUUAAAAAUAAAAGAUAAUCCUUGGGCUGCUGGUUACCAGUGUGUCGAAGAAGAUGAUGACUGUGAUACGUGUGGUGGUAGUGGAAGUGGAUUAGACAUAAAGCAACCACCUUCUGAAAAGGAAAGCGUGAUUCCUCUGUUGUCAAAACUUCCAGUGCCCCCACCUGUUACUUCUCCUGCUAUUGCCAAAAAACCUGUGCAGUUAGAGGAGACUGAAUAUACUGAGAGGCCAACAUAUGUUCCUGCAAGUGGAACCAAAGGUGAAAAAGGAGAUCCUGGAGAGAAAGGGGACCGUGGCCCCAAAGGAGAUCCUGGGACUGGGGUUUUGUCAACCAAUGGUGAUAAAGGAGAAAAGGGAGAAAAGGGGGAGCUGGGUGUAAAGGGAAGUGCAGGCUUUGGCUAUCCAGGCUCUAAAGGACAGAAAGGUGAGCCUGGUACUACAGGGCUUCCAGGUCCAAUUGGGCCCCCAGGACCUCCUGGAACCAUCAUGAGGCACUCCGAUGGCUCUACUGUUGAGGGACCAGGAGCCAUGGGCCCACCAGGACUUCCUGGAAAAGAUGGUCAACCUGGAAAGGAUGGAGAGCCUGGGGACCCUGGUGAAGAUGGUAAACCAGGUGAUGUUGGUCCCCAAGGAUUCCCUGGCACUCCGGGUGAGCCUGGCCUGAAAGGCGAAAAGGGAGAACCAAGUGUUGGUGCGAGAGGUCCUCCUGGCCCCCCAGGCCCACCUGGGAAACCUGGAUUGAGUUCCAAAGUGGAUAAGUUGACAUUUAUUGAUAUGGAGGGCUCUGGUUUUGGAAGUGAGUUGGAGUCUUUGCGAGGUCCCAGAGGGCCACCUGGGCCUCCAGGCCCUCCUGGUGUACCUGGUUUACCAGGACAACCUGGAAGAUUUGGGACAAAUGGCACUGACUUUCCAGGCCUCCCAGGCCUCCCUGGAGUUCCAGGAAGAAAUGGCAACUCAGGAAUCCCAGGACCUCCGGGCCCACUUGGGCCUCCAGGAAAAGAUGGCAUCCCUGGUCAACCUGGAGAAAAAGGAGCACCGGGAGAACCAGGUGAAAUGGGCUUUCCAGGAGCACCUGGACCAGAGGGCAACCAAGGAGUGCCGGGAUUUCCAGGAACACCAGGUGAACCUGGUCUCGCAGGCCUACCUGGGCCAAUGGGACCCCGUGGAUUGCCUGGGCCCCCUGGGCCGGGCAUUGCAGCAGAAUUUGUUGACAUGGAGGGCUCAGGAUUCCCAUUAGUUUCUGGUGGUCCUGGAACUCGUGGGCCAGAAGGUCCUCCGGGGCUUCCAGGACUCCCAGGACUUCCAGGUCCUCCAGGACCCAAGGGAGAUGAGGGCAUCAUUGGUCUCCCAGGCUUGCCAGGCGAAAAGGGAUAUCCUGGCUUGCCAGGAUUAGAUGGUCGCCCUGGAUUAGAAGGUUUCCCAGGACCACAAGGACAAAAGGGUGAAGAAGGAAGCCCAGGGUCUAAAGGUGAAAAAGGUCAAGAUGGAAUAGGACUUCCUGGCCCUCCUGGUCCUCCAGGACAAGCCGUGUACCUGUCUAGUGAAGAUAAAACUGUGCCUGUUUUGCCAGGCCCAGAGGGACCAAAGGGACCAAAAGGUGACUCAGGAACUCCAGGUUUACAAGGCUAUCCUGGACUGAAGGGUGAAAAAGGAGAGCCAGGAGUUGUAACUAGGCCUGAUGGAACAAUCCUUGCAGCUGAAGCAAAAGGAGAAAAGGGUGAACCAGGCCCAAGUGGACCUAUGGGACCUGGAGGGCCACCUGGGCGAUAUGGACGGAAGGGAGAACUUGGCUUUCCUGGAAGACCUGGCCGGCCUGGUAUGAACGGAUUGAAAGGAGAAAAAGGUGACCCAGCAGAUUUAAGUGGAGCGCUGGGCUUAAGGGGUCCUCCUGGCCCCCCAGGGCCUCCAGGCCCCCCAGGCAGUCCUGUACCUGUUUACGAGAAUAAUGCAUUUAGUGAUUUGGGCCCUCCAGGACCUCCAGGAUUGCCUGGCUACCAUGGUCAGAAGGGAGAAAAAGGUGAACAGGGUCUUCCAGGGCCACCAGGCCAGUUCCCUUAUGACCUCAGCAGAUUCAGCUCCACCUUCAGGGGAGAAAGAGGGGACAAAGGUGAUCCUGGAAUGAAAGGCGAAAAAGGUGAAUCAGGUGGUGGAUCAAAUGCUGCUGGACUUCCUGGUCCCCAAGGGUAUCCUGGUCUUCCGGGCCCCAAAGGUGAGAGCAUCAGAGGCCUGCCUGGCCCUCCAGGCCCCCAAGGACCUCCAGGGGCAGGUUUUGAAGGACAUCCAGGGCCGCAAGGCCCUCCUGGCCCUCCUGGCCCUCCAGGACCACCUUCUUUCCCAGGUCCCCACAGGCAACAUAUCAGUAUUCCAGGACCCCCAGGUCCUCCAGGACCCCCAGGACCUCCAGGCACUAGUGACCCACCUUCUUUGGGGGUACGGAUUUUAGCAACCUACCAGAACCUGAUGAGCAGAGCUCAUGAGGUGCCUGAAGGGCAACUCCUUUUCAUCCGAGAGAGAGAAGAGCUCUACAUCCGUGUCCACAAUGGCUUCAGAAAAAUCCUUAUGGAGGAAAAAAUAUCCAUUCCUGGCUCUGGACUGGACAAUGAAGUCUAUGAAAGGUCUUCCAGUAUCCACUAUUCUCAUGGAGGGACAGCCUCCUCUGGAUCCCAUCGUCCAUUUCAGCCACACUUACCAGUGCAUGCACGUCCGGAAUAUAGUGCUUAUUCUACUGCCAAGCCUUGGAGAGGGGAUGAGAGUAUUAUCGACCCACACCACCUUCCUGAGCAACCUGCCGUCCACCCACCUCGUCAGGGAGCACAGCAAGAAUCCUUGGACCAUUUCUUUCCCAACAACCGCCAGACUGAGACUGCUCCUUUGGCAGUUCACACACAUCACGACUUCCAGCCUGCUCUGCAUCUUAUAGCCCUGAACAGUCCCCAGAGCGGCAGCAUGCGAGGCAUCCGAGGAGCUGAUUUCCAGUGUUUCCAGCAAGCUCGGCAGGUUGGACUGCCUGGCACUUUCCGAGCAUUCCUCUCCUCUCGGCUGCAAGACCUGUACAGCAUAGUGCGCAGAGCAGACAGGAGCACGGUGCCAAUUGUCAAUCUCAGGGAUGAAGUGUUGUUUAAUAACUGGGAGAACCUCUUCUCAGGCUCUGAAGCUCCAUUCAGAACUGGGGUUCGCAUCCUCUCCUUUGAUGGGAGGGAUGUCCUGAGAGACUCUGCAUGGCCUCAGAAAUAUGUGUGGCACGGCUCCGAUUCCAAGGGACGGCGGCUAACAGAGAGCUACUGCGAGACAUGGAGGACGGAUGACACCGUGGUGACUGGCCAGGCUUCCUCGCUGGCAUCAAGCAAGCUGCUUGAACAGAAGAGCAACAGCUGCAGAAAUGCCUUUAUUGUCCUGUGCAUCGAAAACAGCUUCAUGACAUCUUCCAAGAAAUAGAACCCCUGAAUGUGCUGAUUGCGAGUGGAGGCGGGGAGUCCAAAUGCCCCCCUUCUGCAAUGGGGAGCAGGCAAGGGAUUCCUCCCCCUCCACCAUCAAUCAGGAUAAUGUGUGUCCAGCCAGUUUCAUAAUAUAGCAACCAAGCAGAUAAAUGAACAAGAAAGCCAAAGAGCGUCUUCUUAUGAUUUCCAGCCCAGAUCUGAUGCUGUUUUUUUGUUCUCGUCUCCUCUGAGCACCACUGCUGGAGGGGCUCAGGCAGAGCAGGAUUUGUAUGUAAGGCAGUCUCCAGACAAGGGCAGCUCCCAAAAUGGUUCUGGUUCUCUCUAUCUCUCCUGCCCGUAUGUAAAAUUUCCUCUUUCCCUGAUCACCUCCCUUUCCCUCUUGCCUUUCCAAACUGUCCACAGGCUCUUUAAAAGAGAAAACCAAGGUCAAGUGGGAUGUCAGAAGAUCUAUUUAUUUGCAUCGACUUAGUACAAGAAGGGUUCCCCAAACAGGGAAAGUGCUGAUGAUGUUGCCUUUGGAAGCCCUGUUAAAUCCCAAUAACUUGGCACGCAGGGUACCAUCUGCUCUUCUAUGAGGGGCAUGGAGCUAAAGGAAACGUAUGAUCUUGCUGAAAAAUUCAGGACCAAACUUAAGAGUUUUAUAGGCCCCAGGCAGGCUUUCCUGCAUCUGCCCCGCAUUACCUCAAAAACUUCCUUUUCCCAAAAAGUUGCCCUGGCAACUCUGCUGGCCCUGCCAGCUUUCUCAGCUGCUUUUGCUUUUUAAAUUUCAGACACAGAAGGAAGCAAUACUGCUCCCUUCAAAGGCUAUUUGCAAUUCCUGCUACAGAGUUUACAACAUCCUUUGCAAAAACAGGGUCAGAGGAAAGAGACGAAGUACAAUAGUCCUUAUUAGGCGCCAUUCUUCCCAUGUCCUUCAAUUGCCCAUUUCUUGUUCUUCAGAGAGACAGAAGUGUUAAAAGGAACCACCUUAAAGGUAAUUUAGAUGUAGGGUUUUCCUUAGAGGCCUGGAGGGAAGCACAAUUGGAGCAAAGUUGCCACAAAAAAGAAUCUGUAUUUGUUCCUUUAUUGAGGAUUUUUGAUGUUGUUGUUAAAAAUAUUUUUCUUCUCUGCCCUGCAGGGAAGUUGCCACUCUUUACCUCUGCCCAGCAUUUGCCACACGAAGUGAGUUACAGCAAAAUCUGGGAACCCCAGAGUUCUCAUUAGUUAUCAGAGCCCUGCCAAUCUUGUUCCCUGGCCCUGUCGAUAGCAGCCACCUCUUGGAGAGAGAGUUUGUUCCAGGGCAACCAUCCCAUUCACCUUCAAAUCCUCAGCUACAAAAUAACCAGGGAACACAUAACGCGAGUAGUCUCUGGCUUUAAAAAGUGGUUGCCAGGUAACAGUGGAUUAGACAAGAAAGCCAAAUGCACCCACAUGGAGCUGCCUUCAGCAUGUCAGCUCAAAUCCUGACAAACCCCUCCCCCCCCCCUGCUAGUAGAGGUUGGGGGUUCGAAUCAGUUAAAGGCUGUUAGCCACCCCUCUCAAACCAAAGUUAAAAGAGACCCACCCCUCAGAGUCUUUAAUUGUGUCUUCCCCUGCUCCUAACACUGGGACAAGAACCAUGCCUACACAUUCCAAAGCAUUAAAAGCACAUGGAUAUUUCAAGGGGUGGAGACCUCUGGAGCACAGACUGGGGUUGUGUCUUUAAGUGCUUCGUUCCCCUAUAAAAGCAUGGCUGGAUUCCUGACCUUGACUGCAGCCAUUUUUAAAAGCCAUCGUAAGGGCAAGUCGCAGCAAAGCAGCUUGGCAUCUCUCCUCUGCGUGUAGACUUAACUGCUAUGGAAUGUCUGAUCCACAUCACCGGUCUUGCAUUUUGGUGCCCAAAACUCAAGCCAGGCUGAUGCUUGCUCCAUAUCCAUCCAUUUGAGUUGGUUUUUAAAAACCAAGGUGCUAAAUUCCUACCUAAGCUUUGUUUUUAUUGUCCUAAUAAAAUGUUAUUACUGCGGUGGAGAAAAUCCGUGCAAGUCAUACAGUCAGUUUUCUUACUGUCUACUGUAUUUUGUGACAUUUUAAUGCAGUUUUAAAAGCCUGUGGACCUUUAUAUCUUUGUCAAUUGCGUGUUGUGUAUUAUAAACUGUUUUCUAAAGGCACUGAAUAAAGGAAAGUAUCCUCCUGA